Molecule: messenger RNA, 2358 nt
Organism: Drosophila erecta
Lineage: Eukaryota; Metazoa; Arthropoda; Insecta; Diptera; Drosophilidae
Product: transmembrane protein fend
Exons: 4
Coding region: 862-1836 (324 amino acids)
Source: RefSeq, a predicted model, not a curated record
UCUCGUGCUCUCUGUUUUCGUUGUUUUCGUUCAGAGCAGCAUUAACCCUCGACGGCGACGCUCGUUUUUCGGUUGUUCGGCUCCUGAAAUCGAAAUUGUAAUUUCGCACAGCGUAUACAUUAGAUUUUCCUCCUUCACGUGUCGCGCGCGUGUGCUAUUCUUGUUAUUGUCCUAUCGUCGCCUUUUUUUUCGGGUGUAUACUUAACAAAAUCGUUACAGUUAAACAUUUUUUUUUCACGUGUCUUACUGUUACUUCUGAUUCAACAACAAACACAAAAGUCAAACAAAUAAAGCACGUUAAAGGGAACACCGAAAAAAAAUAACAAAAACAAAAACAAAUACAAAUAGGAUAGGUUGUUGUUGUUUUCGCGCAGCAUGUGGAGUUACAGUUAACUGUUACAGUUAACGGGCAGCAAAGUGAGGGGGAGAAAGAGGUGUGUAGGAGCAGUGGGCGAAGCACAAGGAGCAGCAGAAGCGAAAAGAGAGUAGAGGAUAGGGAUUUACUGCUUCGCUUCACUAAAUGCAGUCGACGCUGCGAUUAUUAUGUGCCAGCUCCAAUAACAACAACAGCAGCAGCAAAAAACCGCCGCAGCAGCAGCAACAACACCACUUGAUACGAAAAUAAACAAACAAAAUCAAUCAAUUAAUCAAUCUGCUGAGCACACCGCUCUCCACGCCCACACACACAAACACACACGCAACAACACACAACGCAGGCACAACCACAACAACAACACACACACACAUACGAGUGCGAGUCAACGCCCACGCCCAUUUUAGAAAAAGGAGGGAGUGGCAGGACGACAACAAGCAAAGGAGGAGGAGGAGAAAGGAGGAGACAAGCACGAGGACGAAGACAACAUGUUCCACUCACUUGUUUUGAUGGCCUGCGCCCUUGCCGCCCUCUCUGUCGCCCAGGGGGCGGGGUUCGCUCGAUCGAAAUCGCUGCCGUUAUCGUUAUCGCUAUCGCUAUCGGUAUCGGUGUCCUCUUCAUCGGCAUCCAGUCCAGGAGCUGCUGACCCAACAGCCGCCGUCACCGCCAUCGCCACCGCCCCCUCCCCCGCAACCGUUCCCUUUGCCGGCAAACAGCUAAACAGAUGCCGUCAAAGUUGCUAUCAGCAGCUUUCCAGGGACUGGCAUUAUUGUAAGGAUUCCGUUGAUUGCACAAACUGCUGCCAAAAGCUGGUGGCACCCUUCGAACUGCGGAUCCUGAAGGCCCAGCGCCAGGAGUCGCUCGUCCUCACGGACAUCGGCUGGGAUGAGAUGAUAGCGAAUUCCUCGCGCCAGUGCCUCAUCACCUGGGAGGUGUCCGGCGGCGGCCUGAUCGGCAAUCUCCUCACGGACACCGCCCGGGCGGAACUCUCCUUGUGGCCGGACACCGUCUACAACAUCCAGGUCAAGUGCAAGCACAAGCUCACGGGUCUGAUGCGGCGUUCGAUCAAGCUGAAUGUGGACACCAGCCAGUUGGUGGGCACGACAACGACAACGACCACGACCACGACAACGAGCGGCACACCGAGGAGCCAGGGGCAGCCAGUGGAGCAGCCGUUGGACCAGCCAGAUGCCUUGGAGCACUCGCAGCGCAUUCGUGUCCGGCCCACGGAUCGGGUGUACAUAAUCAGUGCACUGCCCACGGCCAGCGAGUUGGGCGGAGUGGUUUAUCCGGCCUUCGGGGCGCUGGCCUUCUUCCUGGCCCUGCUGGUCAUGUUCCUCUUCCUGCGUCCGCAGCGCAAGCGAUUCCCCCUGGAUGCGGACAGUGCGGACACGGCCACGUUGAUAGGUCGCAGCUCGAGCAGCUCGAGGAACUCACUGGACGCCUCCACGCUGCAUGUCUAAGGCGGAGGCUGGCCGGAGAACCUGUAGUCGUAUAUAUAUAGAUGUCUGACUAUGUGAUAUUCUGCACCCCAAAAAAGAGAACCAUACAAAAAACAAAUGAACAAAGGACGCGAUGACAACUGUGUACAUACCCCUUGCCGCGUUAGUUAGUCCUUCCCUAUCCGAAAUAUUAAAUCCUGGAUUUUGAUUCGACAUGAUUGAUCAGAUCGAAUCGCUUCGAAUCGAAUCAAAUUGAAUUGAAUUGAAUUGAAAUGAAUUGAGUUGGAUAGUCAAGGCAACGUUCGCUCAACUAAGUUAAGUUUUAUCCUCUGCCAUUCGUAGAUCCCAAUGCCAAACCAGCGCAGUCAUAUACAUAUACACGCAUGAUAAACAUACAUAGCUCUAUAUACACAUAACAACUAUAUUAUACAUUUAACGCAUUUACUAUAUACAUAUACAUAUAUCAUAGUUAUACAAGCAGGAACAGCUAGAGAUCAAGAUAAAGAUACAGAUGCAGAUACGUUUACGGUUACGGUUACGGUU